Messenger RNA from Arachis ipaensis, 835 nucleotides. Its product is annotated as ubiquitin-like protein 5. The record is from RefSeq and is a predicted model, not a curated record. Gene Ontology annotation, molecular function: protein binding. Gene Ontology annotation, biological process: protein modification process. Lineage: Eukaryota; Viridiplantae; Streptophyta; Magnoliopsida; Fabales; Fabaceae.
GCAUAUGUGAAAACCUAUCUAUAGUUUAUAUAUAAUUUACUGAUUCAAAUCUUUAUCGAGUUCAAAACAAAAUUCCAAGCCUUAUUUUCAAUUAGAAACUCUAAAGUCACCCAAAAAAAAAUUAGAAACCCUAAUCCCAUCCAUUUCGAAAUCCUCAUCGUUGCUUGUGAAGCUGUGUUCCUCUCUGCUCGCGUCGCCGUCGUGCUCGUCGCUGCUCGCAUUGACGUCGUACUCGUCGCUGCUCGCAUCUCCUCAUCGUUGCUUCUGAAGUUGUGCUCCUCUCUGCUCGCGUCGCCGUCGUGCUCGUCUCUUUCAGAACUCAAACACAAAGGCGGGGAAGAAGGCAUUGGGGAUUAGGGUUUCUUCCGAGUUCCUGGGAACGAUUAACCAAGAGAAGAAGAUGAUCGAGGUGGUUCUGAACGAUCGAUUGGGGAAGAAGGUCCGCGUGAAAUGCAACGAUGACGACACCAUCGGAGACCUGAAGAAGCUGGUUGCAGCUCAGACAGGAACGAGGGCCGACAAGAUUCGCAUCCAGAAGUGGUACACCAUCUACAAGGAUCACAUCACCCUCAAAGAUUACGAGAUCCACGACGGCAUGGGUCUCGAGCUCUACUACAACUAAAAUCCCUCUUCAAAGGUGCUAUUAAUGGCGUAAUAUAUAGUAUGUGCUGGGAACUGGAUAAAUGUGUCAAAUGUAAUUUUUGACUUGCAAAAGACCCCUUUGAUUGGAAUAAUGUACAUACCCGAAUGAUAUUGGAUUUAAUUUGCUGUUGGAACAAUCUGUUACUUUGUUAUAUAAUAUAUAUUUGACAUGUUCUUGUUUGAUUCGUAUUAA